This is a messenger RNA of Ruditapes philippinarum (Manila clam), 5973 nucleotides long. RefSeq names its product receptor-type tyrosine-protein phosphatase alpha-like. The transcript has 25 exons. The record is from RefSeq and is a predicted model, not a curated record. Bases 123 to 2993 code for a protein of 956 amino acids. NCBI's taxonomy places the organism in Eukaryota, Metazoa, Mollusca, Bivalvia, Venerida, Veneridae. Gene Ontology annotation, biological process: protein dephosphorylation. Gene Ontology annotation, molecular function: protein tyrosine phosphatase activity.
GUCAAUCUGGGUCGUUUGGGACCGAAUGUAGGGGGAAAUGUUCUACAACCUGUAAAAAUGGUGUCUGUAGUUAUACAAAUGGCUAUUGUAUUGGUGGAUGCGAGGCUGGCUAUCAAGGCUCAAUGUGUGAAAGCCCAUGUCGUUCUGGAUCGUUUGGGGCACAAUGUAGGAAGACAUGUUCUACCACUUGCAAAAAUGGUGCCUGUACUCAUACAAAUGGUUAUUGUAUUGGUGGAUGCGAGGCUGGUUAUCAAGGAGAUAUGUGUGAAAGAAAAUGUCGAGCUGGAAAGUUUGGUAUACGAUGUCAGGAGAACUGCCCAUUAAAUUGUAAGAAUGGUAUUUGCUAUCAUGACAACGGGGAUUGUAGUAAAGGGUGUAAUCCGGGCUAUCGAGGAAAUAAGUGUACAGAAAGAUGUCAAAGCGGUUACUAUGGUGAUAAAUGCGCCAAUCAAUGCCAUACUAAUUGUAAAGAGGGGGACACAAUAUGUAGACAUACAGAUGGAGAAUGUUUGAAUGGUUGCCAGACAGGGUGGAAUGGUAAAAGAUGUGAUUCAAAAUGUAUGCUCGGAAAGUUUGGUCAAGGAUGUGAAGAGAAUUGCCCUUUAAAUUGUUAUGACAAUGAAUGUGACUUUAUCAAUGGCAAUUGUGUUGAGGGUUGCAAGCCGGGUUUUCAAGGAAACAAGUGUAAAGAAAAAUGUACGAUCGGUACAUUUGGGGACAAAUGCGGCAAUAAUUGCAGUGGCAACUGUGUAGGUGGAGAUAUAAUGUGCAGAAAUAUUGAUGGACAUUGUUUGAACGGUUGCAAGACAGGGUGGAAUGGAACAAACUGUUUCUCAGAAUGUGACAUUGGGUCUUACGGUAAAAACUGCUCAUCAGUGUGUGGUAACUGCCAGCUUGGAAACAAUUGUGACCACGUGACUGGUACUUGUCAUGAAGGAUGCAAAACGGGUUACAGCGGCGCCACCUGUUUACAAGCAGUGCAAUCGUCAAAUAGUUCGGGUGUGAUUGUGGGAGUAGUAGCGGUGUUUGCCAUCAUAAUCAUGAUUUUGAUAAUUGCUUUUAUUUUGUAUAAGCGACACAGUCAGAAUAAAAGGAAAGAUGAACAAAGUGUUGACGUGGAGCUCAGAGAUGCUGUUACCACAGCUAAUUCCCGAAGUCAAGGACUUAGAUCUUACAAAGGAAGUAGGCAUGCAAAGACAGGUGACAGUGCAAAUACGGCGGCAGGUGAUGAGAACAUUUACAAAAACUUCCCGAUGAAUAGUCCCUUCAGAAAUGCCAUUCCACUGUCAAACCUUCUUCCAUACGUCAAAGAAAAUCUGGCAAACCAUGACAGCUUUCCCAAAGAAUUUCAGGAAAUACCUUAUGGAAUGAAAAAAGCAUCUAAUGUUGCCAAAAAAUCAUAUAACCGUGAAAAGAACAGAUAUAAAGACAUGCAUGCAUAUGAUGAAACACGUGUUAUGCUGAAAACACUACCAAAGGAACGAGGAUCGGAUUAUAUCAACGCGAGUUUCAUCAAGGGACAUCACAAAGACCGCGCUUAUAUUGCGGCACAAGGUCCUAUUGAUGCAAGCGUUGACGAUUUUUGGAGAAUGAUCUGCGAGAAGGAAAUCUUUACGAUCGCCAUGGUGACAAACCUUGUUGAGGAAGGAAAGACAAAAUGCCAGCAGUACUGGCCGGCUGUUCAAACCAGAUUACGCUAUGGUAAGACUUCAGUUUAUACGGCGUCGGAAAUCAUCUACUCUGACUUUACAAUCCGGAACUUCAAUGUCUCGUAUGAGGGAGGACCACAACGAAAUAUUCGUCAAUUCCAUUUUACAUCAUGGCCGGACAAAAGUGUUCCGAGGACUACAUCAUGCCUGCUUCAGUUCUGGAGAAAAGUGCGGAAGACUGACGAAAACAAAUACCACACAUGGCUUGUACACUGCAGUGCUGGUGUUGGUCGAACUGGUACUUUCAUUGCCCUGGACAUUUUGUAUGACCAAGGAAAAGACAAAGGGUCUGUUGAUGUGUACCAAUGUGUAAAAGACUUACGUGACCAACGGGUGAAUAUGGUUCAAACAAAGGAUCAGUAUGUUUUUCUUCACAACUUGAUGGUCGAAGCUCUUCUUUUCUUCUCAGAACCGAUUCCAUUGGACAAAUUACACAAAGCUGUAAAAGAUCUAAAGACAGUGGAUCAGGCAACAAAGAAAUCAAAACACCUGCUUCUAUACGAGGCAUUGAAAGAAGAUAUGACUGUCCUUCGAACUGACAAAGCAGUCAAAGAAAUGAAUUCAGCAGCUUUGCUGAAAGACAAUAGAAGCAAGAAUAGGUUUAGCACAGUUCUUGCAGGAAAUGAAUUUCGGCCUAUCCUUGUAACCCACUUUUCCGGACGUACAAAUUACAUCAAUGCAGUGUUUAUGCCGAGCUACUGCCACAAAGAAGGCUAUUACGUCACACAAAAACCACUGGACAAUACUGCAAUCGACUUCUGUCGUCUACUUUAUGAAAAGAAUGUCAAGGUCAUAGUUAAAUUUCCUGACAACGAAAAAGAUCAUGUCGGAGUAGAUAUGUCAGUGGGACCAUUCAUGUUGAAGAAAAAGUCAGAAGAAGACAAAGUUUUCUACACAAAAACGGUGUUCAACAUGGCGUAUAAAUCCAAGGAUAUCAAAAUUACUCAGCUUGAGUUCAAGAAUUGGGACGCCGACCAAAUCACUCCAGAUGAUCCCGAAAACAUGCUACACUUCAUGCAUGAAGUAGAACUUCUCAACAGAAUCGCAUACGACAGUCCUGUCCUUGUUCAAUGUUUGGAUGGAUCAGAAAAGAGUGGCCUGUUCGUGACAUUGAUGAACAUAUUUGAACGUGCCAAACUUGACAACGAAGUGUCCAUUCCACAAGUUAUUAGGGAACUCAGAUAUAUUCGUCAGCAAAUAAUCCCAAACUUUGAACAGUUCCAAUUCUGUUAUGAUGCAGUCCUUCGCUACGUUGAUAGUCAUCAAAUGUACGCAAAUAUGUAAAACCAUUGAAACAAUGGUCCACGAAGACAUUGUUUAUGUAACAUUUUCUCAAAUAUACUUACGAAAUAUCGUGUUCUUUCUUAAGGAUUCUAUUUUUCUCUAUUUAUAUAAAGAUUUUUGUAAUAGAAUAUAUUUGAUGAAUCUCUACAGCCAAGGAAAUGAAAGUUUCUUUUUCAUCAAAAGUGAAAUGUGUAUAUUGUACAUUAUUAAGUGAGAUGUAUAAUAAAGAAACGCAUGAAGAGUAAUACAUGCAAAUAAAGUAUCAGAAUUCUUUAAAGAUAAGUAAUAUGGUCGAUCAAUCUGAAGCCUGUACGUAGAUACUGUAUGCAUGUGCGUAAAAGUUGUAUUAUUUGUAUAUACUUUGUCUUAUUUGUAUAUAAUUUUUCUAGAAAAUAUAUAUUAAUAUGUACUUGCAUGAACAGAGCAAUAUCUAUUCACACGACUUCAAACUGGGAUAUUUAUAUAUGUGUGGCAAAAUUGAUAGUGUGAUCAUAUGCACUACUAUUUAAAACAAAUAAUUCAAUAGUUACAUUCCAUGAUGUAUAAAUUUAUUAAUAAUAUUUGUGUAGUUUGUUCAUCUUAAUAAUGUUCCUUUUACUUUUUAAACUGAACUCUUAUAUAUACAUGUAUAUCCUAUUUACUUCUGAGCACAUAAGAACAAUAAGUACAUCGUUAUCAUUUAAAGUACACAUGUACUCGAAACAUUAAAAUGUAAUAUUUUCAUUUGUUUGUUGAGGUUUUCAUGCACUUGGUUUCAAGUAUUCAAAUUCAUUGUGCUCUUGUUAAUACAAAUAUUUACAUAUGUACUUCUAUAUUUUUAAGAGGCGCCUAAAGGUUAGAAAAAAAUACAAGUCACGAUAUUCAGGUUUAGUGCAUCAUUUAAAUGACUACAAUAAUUACACAUAUAACAUAUUAACAUUUUUUUUUUGAUCAGGCAUGAAUUGUGUAAACUUUCAUGAUAAGUUUUUACAUGUUAUAUCAAGGACAAGUUCAUUAAUUAUUUGUAUUAUACAAUUAUUUCAUAAAUAUAUAUUUUGCAUUUUCAAACUGUCAUGUUAUUAGGUGUUAUUAGGUGAAUAGUUAUAUUGUUUUAAUAUUAAACGUUUAAAACAUUUUUAAUUAUAACAUAGUUUGGAUUUUAUGCAAAUGAGAAGCAUUGUAUUUCAUAUCAUCGAAUAAUAAUUUUUUCAGCGUCAGAAUACAGUAGUGCACUUUAUUUUUGCUUUGUAUGCAAUUACUUAAAUAAAAUCUUUCAUUUAAUGUAAAUUAACGAUAUAUUUUUGACAAUACAGGAGAAAAUAGUUCUUUUUUUCUAUUAUAUGCCUAUAUUAUUCUGAAUAUAUUCUUUCAUUACUUUGUAUAUAGAAAUAUUUUUUUAAUAUGUCUCAUUUAAACUUGAAAUAAUAUUUGAAAUCUAGUCAGUGGUUUUUGAAGUUUAUAUCUUGUAUCCUAAUAAACACCAGCCACAUAUUUUGAGAAAUGAAAAAAUACCAUAUAGCGCAUCUAACAUUAAAUAAAAUUUGAGUUUAAAACAUUAAUCCAAAUUUUCCACUAAUUUUCAAAAAUAUAUAUCACAAUAAUAACUUAGCUCAACGUCCUCCAAACCCUAUGAAGUCAUAUUACACAUGUUUUGUAUUCAUUAAACUGAAAAAGGCGUUCUUAAUGUAGUGUAUUGGGCUCGAUCAGGUUUCACGAUAUUAAAAUGCUAAUUAACCAAAUAUCAUCAUCUUUGGUACAUGAACAAGAAUAGAAAUUUACCAGUUUAAAACAGAGAAAAUGUGUCUUAAAUAUAAUCAUUUCAUUACAUUUUCCAAUACACGUUUACGUCAAAUGUGUGGCUUCAGCGUUGUUACAUAUAUCUGGCUCUCCCAGCACAUUUUGUGUCGAAGAUUAAAUACCGAUAAAGCAGAUGUUUGGGAACGUGAGAGAUGAUGCACUUAACAUUAUCUAUAUAAAAAAAGAUUCAAUCAAACCUAGAACUCUGCAAUUUUGUUAUAAUUUUGAUGUUUCCGAUGCUUCCAAAGGAUUUUUAACCUUUUCCAGCUUUGAGAUUCGUGGGUGGCAUGUUUAAUCACUUAGUAAUUGUGUUGAAUAUCGAAAGGUCUAAAAGGUGUUUGUACUUUUAAAUAUUAUCUAGUUAAUUUUGCUUCAAUAUAUGUUUUUAAAUCUCAAAAUAUGUGGUUUGGGCUAUAAGUUUUCUUGAGUGUAUCAUUAUCUUCUUAUCGAUAAAAUAUUCUACUGAUUUCAUCCAUAUGUCAAUUAUAAGACAGUUAUUUAAUAAAUUUCCAAUUUCAGCUGCCAGCAAGUGUUAAAAUUGUAAAUAAUAUUUUGUCCUAUGUAAUAUGAGUGCUUAAUUGUCAGAAAGCCGGACUUAAAAUGUUAUUUAUCAAAUAUAAGCUGUAAACAUAUUGAUAUAUUCUUAUAACCCGUCACUAUUCUAUUCAUAUUACCUUUUAGAAUUAUGCUGUUUUUAAUAAUAUUUAUUUUUGUUAUUCCAAACUUCAUUAAAGAUAUACUGUGCUCAAAUUUGAUGUUUGAAAAUAUUGAUAACUUCUACACAGCCUCUUUGUAAAUAUAAAAUAAACAUGAUUCGGCUUCAUUCAAGGUAGAUAAGUUAUGAUUCAAACUCGAUAUACUAUAAGUGGUCACAAUAUGAAUAUAUAGUGUCAUUAAAAAAACUGGCAGUCUUUUUAAGAAAAGACCAACUUCACUUGACCUUUAAUAGGGAAUGCAGCUUUCAAUACAAAAUUUGAACAUGUUUUUACUCAAAUUAAAAUAAUUCAGUAACUGUGAUAAGAAAUAUUUUACUCAAAGAUGAGCAUAGUAUAUCUUUAACAGGCUCAAGCAAACCGAAUAUGCAACAUUUUUAAUUUUGCUGUGUUUCUCUUUAGGGAUUCUGUUUUUUUUCUAUUUCAAAGCGACGCCUUGAUUCCAUACAUUUGUUCCAGUAACGCUUCUGUAUAAUAAAUCUUUUAAAACG